AUGGAGAGUGCUGACUUGGAAGGCUUAUCUGAGGUACAAGGGAACUUGAUACAAUUCAAAAAUAUGAUUGGGAAGCUCACAGGGAAGAAUGCAUUGAUUGACUAUGGCUUUUAUGGUUGCCACUGUGGUUGGGGAGGCAAAGGAACCCCCCUGGAUGCUACUGACAGGUGUUGUUUCUUCCAUGACUGCUGCUAUUCAAAGCUGAGGAAGAAAGGCUGCAUCCCCAAAAUACAGACCUACAAUUAUGAGUACCAAGAUGGAUUCAUCAUCUGUGGGUCUGGGAACUACUGUCAGAAGCAAAUCUGUGUGUGUGAUCGAAUAGUUGCCUACUGUAUGAAGAAAAACCUGAAGAGUUACAGUGUCAAGUAUCGCUACUUCAAAACUUCCCAGUGCUCAGAGGAUACACCUAAAUGCUGA
Molecule: messenger RNA, 417 nt
Organism: Vombatus ursinus (common wombat)
Lineage: Eukaryota; Metazoa; Chordata; Mammalia; Diprotodontia; Vombatidae
Product: acidic phospholipase A2 PLA-1-like
Exons: 4
Coding region: 1-417 (138 amino acids)
Biological process (GO): negative regulation of T cell proliferation; arachidonate secretion; lipid catabolic process
Molecular function (GO): calcium ion binding; phospholipid binding
Source: RefSeq, a predicted model, not a curated record